AUGGAUGACAAAAAUGAAGAGAAGCAGCAGGGAAUGUCCCCCCGGGAUGAGUACUUUGCCAAGCUGGCGGAGUGGGUCAAGGAGGUUCAUGCGAUCCGAACAGCCAACCUGAUGUUCAUGCACCACCUGGUGGUGAACUAUCCGCAGCUAUUCCAGGCUCCACAUCCAGCACAUCCUGCUGCUCCACUGCCCCUGGAGCAACCAACUCCCGAUGUUGAGCUGCCAGCUGGACCAAGUGCCAAUGUGUUCGUGGUGGCGCCCUUGUGGAAACGCACUGCAGCGGAGGCCAUCGACAGGAUGAUCAUAGGAGUCCUGCAGCUGGUCCUCACACUUCUGCUGUCCUCGGUCCUGUUGGGCCUCCACUCGGUGAACUAUGUGGGGCUGUUCAACGACCUCGUGCUGCUGAACCUCCUGUCCGAGAUUCCCCGCAGCUGUCUCGAGGCCCUGUGGUGCUAUUCCUUCGCGGGGGUCACUCCGGGAAAGGCCCUGUUGGGCAUCUGUGUUCUGCAGGGGGCGAGCAUAGUUCCGAUUCAACUGCCGGGUCUGCAGGAUCUGCAGGAUCCGCCGAAGGUGGUCAUCCACCAGGCUCAACCGCCUUCGCUGAUGAGCUCCUUUCGUCGCUCCCUGGCCAAGAACAUCCUGUCGAUGCUCUUCCUUCCCUUGUUCCUCAUGUUCGCCAUUAAGACCCAACGCACUGCCCAAGAUGUCCUGACCAAGACCAUUGUGGUGGAGACCGUGCCGGGGGAGCACAUCUGA
Molecule: messenger RNA, 756 nt
Organism: Drosophila rhopaloa
Lineage: Eukaryota; Metazoa; Arthropoda; Insecta; Diptera; Drosophilidae
Exons: 1
Coding region: 1-756 (251 amino acids)
Source: RefSeq, a predicted model, not a curated record